AUGCAGAUCUUCACCGCCAUCCUUGUGGCGGCGUCCACCGUGACCGCACACUACACCUUGCCAUCGAUCCAGAACAGUCCUUCUUGGACUGCCGUCCGCCAGGCGAAGAACUGGCAGGACAAUGGUUUCGUCGGCGAUGUCAAGAGCAAUGACAUCCGCUGCAACCAGCUCUAUGCCGGAAACUCGACCGUCAGUGUCGCUGCCGGAAGCGCCGUGAGCGUCAGCAUCGCCCCGAGCAUCUACCACCCGGGCCCAUUCCAGUCAUACCUGGCCAAGGUCCCCGCCGGACAAGACAUCAACACCUGGGACCCCACCAACGCAGUGUGGUUCAGGAUCUACGCGGAGCAACCGACCUUCGGCAGCCAGCUGACAUGGUCCUCGAACGGCAAGUCCACGAUACCCGUUACCAUCCCAAAGUGCAUCCCGGCCGGCAACUACCUGAUGCGCAACGAGCACAUCGCGCUGCACGUCGCGCAGAGCCAGGGGGCCGCGCAGUUCUACCUCUCGUGCGGGCAGCUGGCCGUCACCGGCGGCGGCAGCACGCAGCCGCAGAACCUGGCCGCGUUCCCUGGCGCGUACAGCGCCACGGACCCCGGCAUCCUCAUCAACAUCAACUACCCGGUCCCGACCUCCUAUACGAACCCGGGUCCGGCGACCUUCACCUGCUGA
Messenger RNA from Diaporthe batatas, 669 nucleotides. RefSeq lists its product as uncharacterized. The record is from RefSeq and is a predicted model, not a curated record. The transcript has 4 exons. Lineage: Eukaryota; Fungi; Ascomycota; Sordariomycetes; Diaporthales; Diaporthaceae. Bases 1 to 669 code for a protein of 222 amino acids.